AUGCCGCUUCCGCCACUGCCCAAUGGUCGAAAUGGCCCGUCUCCCAAUGGAAACUCGCCCGCGACGCCCAUCUUGACGGCGGCUCAGGUCAUCGGCCUGACCCGCGAGGCAAUGAGACACGCCCUCGAGAACGAGAGUCAGGCCGUCGAUGUUGGCCCCGGCCUCAAGUCGGGUGUGACGAUCGACUUGAGCCGCAAGGGCAUUCAGAAACUUCCUGAAGAGGUGGUUGAUAUAGUCAAGAACGAGCUGGAACGACUCGCCCUAUCACACAACCAGCUUUCCUCUUUGCCAGCCCGCUUUGCCGAGUGCGUGUCGCUUCGAUAUCUCAACAUCAGAGGCAACCAGAUCAAAGAGUUUCCCUUACCUCUUUGCGAGCUCAAAUCCCUCGAAAUCCUCGAUCUCGGCCGUAACCAGCUGCGAGUUUUGCCGCCAGACAUUGCGAAGCUCACCUCUCUCAAGGUUCUCUCGAUCCCGAAGAACCAGAUCCGGGAGCUGCCCGUCUGCUUGGCGGAAAUGGCGUCGCUCCAAGUCCUCAAAUUUGAAGGGAACCCUAUCAGCUUUCCCCCACGGGAUGCGCUGCAAAUACCAUCUUCAAGCCCCUCCAACGAGGGUUCUGGAAGAGAGGGCGAGGUGACGGAAGUGACGAUUACGGCACAUAUCAAGAAAUUCAUGAAGUUGCAUAUCAUCAGCGGUCGUGAUGCCGAGGCAACUGGGGACGAAUCCAGCGAGGACACUAAUACUCCUCGACCGCACCUACGACGCGUGCCAAGCGGUCGAUUCCCUAUCAAGGUGAGCAGUUCCGAUGUGUCGGACAUGCGGACACCUACUAUUGGAUCACGACCACCUCCUCCCAUACCGUCACGAUCACAUUAUCGGGGUCUUUCGCAGCAGAAUACGUCCACCCGUCGUCCGGGUGUCCUGCCUUUAACCAUCGGAAACGUCAGCGAGCGCGGACGCAGCAACUCCGAGACGCUGAUGCACUCGGAGAGAUCAAGUAGCCGCCAGCGUCGCAUGGGCAUACUCGCGAAGAAGGCCACAUCGGACCUGGGCACGCUCGAUGAGGUUGAAGGCAGUAACAGAUUGAGCCACUACCGAGGGCUAAGCCACGGCUCUGCCAUGCAGGGCAGCCAAGCCGUACCAUCCAAGAGCCCAGCAACGCCCACCGACUCUCUUCAGCGGCCAGUUUACGUUCGAAGACUCUCAGUCCUCCCCGAGCGCCGCCGAGAGUCUAAAAUCUUUGACCCUGUAAUUGAAGCUGCCAAAGGCAUUCUCUACUCGGUGUUCCAAAUCCAUCCUAUGAUCCAGAUGCUCAUGACACUAACCAAUGACGGAUCUGCGAAACGCUCAAGCCUUGAAAUUGUAUUUUACAACACUAAUUCUCAUGUUGAGGAAUUGGAGCAGGAAAUUCAGAAGCAUGAUAUGGCCAUGGCAGAAGAGGAAGAGCAGACAUUCGGCGACAAUGCCAAUGUGCACCGCGCCUGCCAGACUCUUGUCGGGGCGUAUGGCCAUGUUUGCACUCUAUUAGCCGACAACAUUGAUACUUUUGUCAAUAAUGGAGAUGCUCGAUAUAUUCGGACGCUCCUGAUGUUGAUUUACAACAGUAUAAUGGAGCUUCGGGUCACACUCUCCUCCGUGUCCACUGAGCACAACAAGCAUCAUCUCUCUGCGAUGGAUGUCCCCGACACCAGCAAUACGAUCAAGCCUUACUUCCGCGAGGCAUCUACUGCUGCCCCUCCGCCUCCACGACCAGCAGCUUUUCGAAAUCGUAGCGAACCCGCCAUACACAACCCAAGCAACCUCAGAGUGGCCACUGACAUACCGGUUCCAUACCAAAACGGAGGUACUCGCACUGCUAGGCUUGCAUCAGCGACGCCCAGAUCCAACGACUCAUUCCAGUCGUUUGGCCGCGAUAUCACCACCGAUUUUUCUGAGGAAGACACGCAGUUCGAUAAAAUAUACCUUGCCCUGCAAAAGUCGACUGAUACUGUCCUGCACAUUCUACCAAAUUUCAACGUUCAGCUGACGGGAGGUAUCCGAAACGCAAUACAGCAGCGGGCCCCAAGUGCCAUGAUACGAGACUGGAAGAAUCUCAUUGCAAUGUGCAAUGACGCUAUCCAGCAGACAGAGAUUCUGAAGCAUCGACUGUCUCUCAUCAAGCUGAAGGAUCCGGGAGUGCGGUCUCACGCCGGAUUCUGGAACCUUUGCAGCAAUUUCAUCUCAGCCUGGACAAAGAUGGCCUCUAAGAUCAAAUCCGAGAUCAAUACCAUCCCCUUGCCGCCUGACACUAGAGCUCGAUUGCGGCCUGUCCAUCAGAGCAUGAAAGAGUUGAGCAUCAUCAUCAUGAACUCUCCCUGGAGCUACAUUUUGAGGCCCGCCGGCGUUGGGCCAGGCAUCCUAUCGCCCACCACGCCGCAAGUUCCAAUCACUCCCCAGAGCGCCGCUCUUGGCCCGGCCAUGCAGGCUACCGUUGCCACGCCACAAACAGGGUCCUUUGCGGCUGUUUUUCAGGGCAACGUCUUUGAUCGCGCAGAUACCCUCAUGGCUAACCCCGGCAUUUCCAUGUCUCGUAACGGGACCAUGUCGAGGGGUCAUUCUGGGUUUAACUCGCUAUCAUCGAUUUCGUCCAUGUCAUCAGAUGGCGUGCCGACUCCGUCCUCAGCUUUUAGUCCUAAUGUUCAGCUAGGACCUGCGCCAUUUCGUCUUAACGGAGGGAAAGUAACCCUUUGA
Trichoderma asperellum CBS 433.97 is the source of this 2727-nucleotide messenger RNA. RefSeq lists its product as uncharacterized. NCBI's taxonomy places the organism in Eukaryota, Fungi, Ascomycota, Sordariomycetes, Hypocreales, Hypocreaceae. The record is from RefSeq and is a predicted model, not a curated record. Gene Ontology annotation, molecular function: protein binding.